Molecule: messenger RNA, 486 nt
Organism: Moneuplotes crassus
Lineage: Eukaryota; Ciliophora; Spirotrichea; Euplotida; Euplotidae
Source: the annotation of a GenBank genome assembly
UUUUUGAGGGAAAUGCAAGGGAAAAUGAAACAUGAAUUUGAGCUUUAUAGGCAAUCUAGGCUUGGCAGAGGCUUAGAAGAGGUGCUUAAGAGUAUGUGUGAGGCGAAGUAUGUGACCAAGAAGCAGCAAAAUAGGAUUUUAAGGGUGUUUGAUAGGGAAGUUGUGAAGGAAUUGGUGAAGAGAAGAGCAAAAGGAAAAACAAUGUGAAUGAAUGGAACCUGAGUGGAGCAUAACAAUUUACAUGAUAAAUGGAAAUAUAUCGUUGAGGAUCCUGUGUUUGAAUGUCCUUCGCUCCUUCCUAAAGUUGAUCUCUUAAGGAUCCUUACAAUCAGCCAUAAAUCUAAUCCUUACGUCCCUCAUCACUUGGCUCCUUCACCUAAAAAGAGAAAAGCUUCUUGGGAAGAGACCUUGAAAUCCCCUGAAAAUUCAGUAAGCUCGAAGAAAAUUAAGAGAAGAAAAUUUGACGAUCUGGAAGAGUUUACUUAA